Molecule: messenger RNA, 1003 nt
Organism: Ochotona princeps (American pika)
Lineage: Eukaryota; Metazoa; Chordata; Mammalia; Lagomorpha; Ochotonidae
Product: membrane-spanning 4-domains subfamily A member 8-like
Exons: 9
Coding region: 459-989 (176 amino acids)
Biological process (GO): cell surface receptor signaling pathway
Cellular component (GO): plasma membrane
Source: RefSeq, a predicted model, not a curated record
GGAUUAAGGGGCACCUUCGAAGAAGCAGCGCCCACCAGGCAUCACCUGCCACAAGAUCCUGAAUUGAGCCGGAUCAGCCUGAGUCAAGGCCUGCCCUGCGCUGACACCUUAGCCGCCUCCAUCUUGAGUGCCCCUAUCACUAGGAAUGUUUUCAUGGUAAUAGUAGUUGAACUGAGACCAUCCAUGCCCAUCCUACACACCUCAGCGCUAGUCACACAUGUAGGUAGCUUACCGCGCAUUACUCGGGAGAGUCUUCCAUCAUUUUGAGUACUCAGCACCAGAAGGAGAACACGCUUUAUGAUCAAAGACUUGUGGUGGUUUUUUUUGCUUUGUCUGGUGUUUCCAUGGAAGCCAUGCUUAAAAGGAUUCACGUUAGUCUUCUCUGCCUUAGAAGUACCCAGCGCUCAGGAAAAGAAUCUAUUCAUCCUCUAUAAAUCCUGUAUCAUAUCUCAGUUAAGAUGCCAAGAAGAUUUCCCAUAAGAAAGGAAACCAAAGCACUGGGGGCUGCACAAAUAAUGAUUUCCCUGAUUCUCUAUGCAUUUGGAGUUCUCUGGAUUUUUUUGCAUUCUCUAGAAGAGAAGUCAAAUAGUGUUGGUAGUACCCUUAUGAUGAUUUUAAUAUUUUACUCAUGUGGGUCAGCAAUAUUUUUCAUGAACUCAGGAGCAUGGAGUGUCAUACAGAAGCCUUAUACGCUGUGUAAGGUUAUUACAGCAAUUGUAAUGAACGUCUUAAGUAUCUGUGUGGCUACACUUGGUUUAAUUAUGUUAGUCGUUGAGUUUGUGGCUUUUGAAGAAAUGUCAGAUGAAUACACUUGGUCAAAUAUGUGUGGAAUGUUGCUUGUACAUUUCACCAUCUUCUGCACCAUCACAGAGCUGAUCCUUGCCAGCGUACUUGCCCACUGGUUUAAAACAUCUCUUCGAAAAGAACAAUACAGUCAAGAACGUUCCUUAUCUUCAACAGAAUACUCGUACUCCUCGGUCACCCCAUAAUUGCAAAGAACGGG